AAUGGACUUGGUCCAGAGAUAUGCUUCUUGUCCUUCUGGCUGGUCUGAGUACAACGGUAACUGCUACCACUAUGUUUCCAUGCCCAUGGAUUGGGCUUCAGCUGAGAGGAACUGCAUGUUCAUGGGGGGACACCUGGCAUCAGUUCAUAACGCAAAGGAGUACCAUCAGAUUCAGCAUGUGAUAAGAACGGCAAGUUAUGGGUCCAACCUAGCAUGGAUUGGAGCCAGCAAUGGACAGAAGCUAAGCAUUUGGCUUUGGAGCGAUGGAAGCCAAUUCCACUACACAAACUGGUGUCCAGGACAGCCUGACAAUUGGCAAGGCGACCAGCACUGUUUGCAGAUUAACUAUUCAGCUUCAAAGUGCUGGGAUGACGGAGGAUGUUGUUAUCGUCACCCAUCUGUCUGUGCCAAAAAAGUCUGA
Molecule: messenger RNA, 421 nt
Organism: Cyprinodon tularosa
Lineage: Eukaryota; Metazoa; Chordata; Actinopteri; Cyprinodontiformes; Cyprinodontidae
Product: galactose-specific lectin nattectin-like
Exons: 4
Coding region: 2-421 (139 amino acids)
Molecular function (GO): signaling receptor activity
Source: RefSeq, a predicted model, not a curated record